AGAUCCUUUAUGCAAUCGAAUACACGCACUUCACUUUCCGUUGGAAAUGUCAAGCCGUAAGAGGUGAAGAAACUGCUUCCUACAAGCCACGUUCACUCAGAUUAGUGUUGUGUAAGCAAUACUUUGUGCUCUUUCCAUGAGUCUUAAAGUCGGGAAAAAGAUGCCCGCUCAAGACAGUUCUUCGGGGAGAGAGAAAAAGAAAGGUGGAGGAUUUUUGAUGAGAGCUGCCAAAUCGAAGAAAGGCGACGAUGUUAGCGAGGAGCAGUUGCUUAACAAAGAUGUCAUAACUCCUGAAGAUAUUACAAAGCUAGACAAAAUCACACAAAAUUAUCUCAUCGAUGGGAGAGUUAACUUGUUCAAUAUCGACUUUACGAGGUUCAGGAUACGAGAUAUGGAGACAGGUUCGGUUUUGUUUGAGAUUAUGAAACCGGAAGGUGAGGAAGAUUCAAUAGAAUGCGACGAAGAAGACCAAAAUUCCGGAAGAUAUGUGCGGUACAGAUUUUCUAAAGAUUUUCUGAAACUUUCAGCUGUUGGUGCAACGGUUGAAUUCACAGUCGGCGAUAAACCAGUGGAGAACUUUCGUAUGAUUGAAAGGCACUACUUUAAAGAGAGGCUUCUGAAAAGUUUUGACUUCAACUUUGGCUUUUGUAUGCCAAACAGCAAGAACACGUGUGAACAUAUUUACGAAUUUCCACAACUCACAGACAGUGAAAUUCAAGAGAUGAUCAAUCAUCCAUAUGAAACCAGAUCAGACAGUUUCUACUUUGUUAAUGACAAGCUGGUCAUGCAUAAUAAAGCAGAUUAUGCGUACGAUGCAUAAAUCAUGUAAUAGGCUAAUUUUUUAUGUGAAUUUUCCGAUAUGGCCUUCCGCAUGUUAUUAAAAAAAUAAAAUCCCCGAACUAAGAAAACGCAACACAAGCUGUUGUUGCAAAGUGUGUGAGCAGAGUCCAGGAAGAUUGCAGGCCCGUGACCCGUGAACCGUGAGAGAAAAUUGUUACUUACAUCAUCAAAAUUAGAUAGAAUUCAAAGCAUGCUCUUAGAAUACGUCGUAUUCCCUUUUUUUGAUUUCUUUGAUUCAUCAUACUUCGAUUUAUUUCCUGAAGAUCAGGAACAAUUUACUGGACUCUGCCAACGUAUAGAUCAGAAAGCACCUCCCUUCCUUGUUUGCGACUGUUGCAAUAUGUACAUUCUUGAAAAUUUCAGACUUAUUUUUAGAUUCAUUUAAACGAAAAUGGUAUACGUUAUCCCAUUCCGAAUGAUGACUUGAUGCUACCAUUCCGUCUCAUUGGACGUCUUUUAUUUUAAUGUUUUCGAUUUUAGGCCCUGGGUUACAUUAACUUUUCAAAAUGUUGCUUAUAAUGAUCCUUGAUCGCAGGGCGUAGAUAUUCAGUUUUUUGCGUUCCUGACUGUUCUUGUUGUGCAUACAUAUACAUGUAAAGUGAAUUUGCAUCUCGAGGCCGAACACUUUAAAGUUAAAUAUAUUGAAAAAAAAGGGUCCGAUCAAUCAAACCCUGUUGUAAAUAGGCCUUUUGUUAGAUAUCGUAAUGCGAAGCUCAAUGCAGUGAGGGAUUCCAUGAUUAGAAAUACCCGAAGCACCUUGUAGGAUUUUUGAAAAAAACAUUUGUUCUGGCAAGUCCUAAAGCAUUGUAAAGAAUCACUUUAUGUAGCACAUUCCAUAUAAACAAUUUAUCCCGCCAUGCCCCUAUAUGACGGUUACCUGUCAUUACUAGAUGUUGGUCCAUGUUUCUGAGGUGCAUGUAAAGCACCAUCAAAUCAUUUUUAACAGUCACGUAACACCUUGGCAGUACACAAGUGGUUCGUCAAAAUCGUCCUUCCAUUCAGUCGUGUUACAUAAAAUUUGUUAUCAAAAUAGAUUUCUCAAAUUAAUCUUUUAAGCAUUUUAAAAAUAUUUCAGCAGAAAAAUGACAUUCUCACAGAAAACUGUUUCAUCUUGUGGGAUUUAGCCUAUUUCUCACAAAAUCCUAAAUCAUCUUAAACAGAUGUUAUGCAAGAUAACACUUAUUCCCAGCUGCCAUCGCUUUAUUAAAGUUCUUCGCCUCUUGCCACCUGUCCACCGCCUACUGAAUGCUUUGUUGAAACCAACAGCUUCUUGAGAUUAAGCCUGUUUCGCUAGCAUAUCACUUCUCGUAUACUGUGUUUAAAAAUCCGCCCACCGCUGUAUUUCUGAUAUGAUUUUUAGUUUGUUAUUUCAAGGCAUUCUUUUUACGUUUACAGUUUUCAAUUCUGAGAUCAUUCAAUUCUAAUAUUGUCCCGUUGCUCGAUUUAGAAAGGGAAAAAUCAAGAUGCAACAGGAUUGAUUAAAGUAGCCGGUUGCCUUCUUGCUCAAUUUGAAAACCAACAUCUUAGUAAUAUAGUUCUAGUGACACCUAGACCUGAUGGAAUCGUAUUGAGUCUCCUGUUUUUAAUUCCUGUUUAGUAUUGAGUAAUCAGUUUAAUUCUUAGAGCAAGAUAAAACGCUGGAAUCUUAAGUAUAGUUUGAGUUGAUUUUAUACAGCAACUUAUUAUUUUUGUGGAAAUUCAACACGAGAUUCAUUAUUCUCGUUUACUUUUGAAAGGAUUUCGAACGCCGUGUUGCUUAUCUCACUCCUUCUGAUCCUGCGUAAUUUAUUCUUUUAAUUCAUUCUGUUUGUAUGUGAAUUUGGAACUAAUAUUCCUUCAACCCCCUCCCCCCCCCUCCCCACACCCUACCUUAACACUUGCAAUCCCCGUGUCAGGAUUUUCACAGGUAGCUGCACUCUCUGUCCAACUAUGGAUAGAAUGUAAAUCAUGUGAUAAUUAUCAAAGGGCAUUUCGUUGUUAAUAUUCAUUCUUUAUAUUUUGUCUUUUAAACACAAAAUGUAUUCACGCUGAAAUUUUUUAAAAACGUUUCUUUGUCAAGUAAUUUUUGAAUUUUAAGUUUCCCCUUGCUUUCUUUGUUUGGUAAACAUUUUUCUCGUUAAUUUUGGGUAUAGAAUUUGUUAAUGUCAA
Messenger RNA from Rhopilema esculentum, 2988 nucleotides. RefSeq names its product protein unc-119. Gene Ontology annotation, molecular function: lipid binding. Gene Ontology annotation, biological process: lipoprotein transport; cilium assembly; nervous system development. The record is from RefSeq and is a predicted model, not a curated record. Gene Ontology annotation, cellular component: cilium. Lineage: Eukaryota; Metazoa; Cnidaria; Scyphozoa; Rhizostomeae; Rhizostomatidae.